Molecule: messenger RNA, 1293 nt
Organism: Lathyrus oleraceus (garden pea)
Lineage: Eukaryota; Viridiplantae; Streptophyta; Magnoliopsida; Fabales; Fabaceae
Product: zinc finger BED domain-containing protein RICESLEEPER 3-like
Exons: 7
Coding region: 1-1293 (430 amino acids)
Molecular function (GO): DNA binding
Source: RefSeq, a predicted model, not a curated record
AUGGCAAGGAAAAUCGUGGUUGCGAUACAAGUGUGUAAAAGAGAAAAUAUGAUUCUUUCUCUUAAAUUAGAAAUCAAAAAGAGUUCUAAAACGUCUUUCAAGGAUUUGAUAUUGUAUAAAGUGUUUGAGUUGAAAAGAAGAGGGAAGAUGGAUCAACGUCAAAGUAGCACGGAAAGAGUCUUAGAGCAAGAGCAAUGCAAUUUGACUGGUGAGCCUAAUCAAAAUCUACCAAUUAAUGAAGUAGGUUCAGCUAUGCAACCUAUAAAGAAGAGGAAAUUUAGUGCAAGUGGUUCUAGGCAAACAUCUGCUUGCUGGGAACAUUUUAUUAGAUUACCCGAUGACCUAGUUGAUGCACCCACUGCAGCCUGCAAACACUGUCAUAAAAAAUACUUGUGUGACCCUAGGACUCACGGCACCACUAAUUUGAACCAUCAUAUUUUAAAAUGUUCUAAGAAGCCCCUUGUCGUGUCAACUGACUCCACACAAACUAUUCUAACAUACCCAAGUGUAGAUGGUAAACUGGUUCAAGUUAGCUCUAGAUUUGACAAGAAAGCUUGUAGAAAUGCUUUGUCAGUUUUUGUAGUUCUAGAUGAGCAGCCAUUUAGUGCAGUAGAGGGUGAAGGGGUAGCACUUACUACUGAUUGUUGGACUUCUAUACAAAAUCUCAACUACUUGACCCUUACGGCACACUUUGUGGAUAACGAAUGGAAGUAUCAAAAAAGAAUUAUAAGCUUUACCGUAAUUCCAAACCACAAAGGUGAAACUGUAGGUAGGAAGAUUGAAGAAGUGUUAAGGGAUUGGGGAAUUAGGAAUGUGUCAACCAUAACUGUUGAUAAUGCCACUUCAAAUGAUGUUGCUGUGACAUAUCUAAAGAGAAAAAUAGCAAAUAUGAAUGGGUUAAUGGGGGAUGGAGAGUGUUUUCAUAUGAGGUGUUCAGCUCACAUUUUGAACUUGGUGGUAAAUGAGGGUUUGAAAGAUAAACAUUUAUCUGUAACUAGUGUUAGAGAUGCUGUUAGAUUUGUUAAGUCCUCACCUCAUAGGGCAACCAAGUUUAAAGAAUGCAUUGAAUUUGCUGGAAUAACUUGCAAAAAAUUAGUAUGUCUUGAUGUUUCAACUCGUUGGAACGCGACAUAUUUAAUACUAGAGGCUGCGGAGAAGUUUCAACUCGCUUUUGAAAAGCUUGAGGAUAAAGAGUCGAGCUAUAGAGAGUUCUUUGGAAAAGGUAAUCCCCCUAGUAAUGAUGAUUGGGACAUUGCUAGGGCUUUUAGAGCUUUCCUAAACAAGCCACUUUGA